Molecule: messenger RNA, 1014 nt
Organism: Euleptes europaea (tarantolino)
Lineage: Eukaryota; Metazoa; Chordata; Lepidosauria; Squamata; Sphaerodactylidae
Product: parvalbumin beta-like
Exons: 5
Coding region: 128-457 (109 amino acids)
Cellular component (GO): cytoplasm; nucleus
Molecular function (GO): calcium ion binding
Source: RefSeq, a predicted model, not a curated record
ACUCAAUCCUAUAUAAGACAGGGUCUCUGCCCAGUGUGACUAGCCUAAGAGAAGAGCUCUCCUUAGAUCUUUCUUUCUCUCUGCCCUUUCUCCUCCCAGCUUUGGAAAACAACUAACAAGCUUUGUCAUGGCUUUUGCUGGUAUCCUGACUGAUGCAGAAAUUGCUGCUGGACUGGACAGCUGCAAAGCUGCCGAUUCCUUCAACCACAAGACCUUUUUUGCCAAAGUGGGCCUGAACAGCAAAUCUAAGGAGCAACUGGCAAAAGUGUUUGGAAUCCUUGACCAGGACAAGAGUGGCUUCAUUGAGGAGGAUGAACUGAAGAAAUUCCUGCAGAAUUUUAAGUCAGGUGCCAGGGAUCUGACUGAUAAGGAGACCAAGGAGUUCCUGAAAGCAGGUGACACCGAUGGAGAUGGCAAAAUUGGAGUGGAUGAGUUCGAGGUCCUGGUUAAAAGUUAAAGAGAUCAAGAGGACGACCAAGCUAAUUGUACUGUAAAACACCCUUUCUUAUCGCAAGACUACUAUUUAUUUAUACAUUUUAUACAGUGAAACGGCAUUGACAGUUGCCAGCAUAUCGUUUCGUAUUGUUAGAGAAAUGUGUUAACUCACAAUGCGCUGUUUGAUCUUUAUUAUUGUCUGAUGUCGUAAUUAAAAGGGCUCUACAUCAAACAGAGACAAAGUUGGAAUCUAAGGAGAAGAACUCUGAACUUUAUGUUUCAUUUGCAUUAGGCGCUAUUAGGAAUAUUCAAUAAAUGUGGGUUUUCCAAAGAGAUCUGUGGAUACUUUCUCUUCAAGAGUUUACCAGCAUCCAUCUCCCUUCCAAUCAAGGUGUAUGAAACUUUCAAAGGAGAAGAAAAAUCACAUUGAUUUUUGUUUAUUGUUUAAACAAAAAUGUUUAAUGAGAAUGUUUAAACUGGUCUUUGCCUUCAAAUAACCAGCUUCAUAAAAUGCCUUGCUAUUGUAACACCAGUGGAAUUGUUCAUUCAUACAUAUAAAGUAACUUCAUCAUCCAUGAA